UAUUGAAUUAGUGGUAUCCCCGCUCAAAACCAAAACUACACCAACCUCCCAAUUCCAUUCCACCAAUACCAAACCAACCACUUCCACCAAAACUAAUGGCCUCCUUAUCACUCCUAUCCCCUCCCUCAACCAACCACCACCACCAUGACCACCACCGUCGCCACCUAUCCACUCGCCUUAUCCUGCGGACCCCUCCCUUUAACCUACGCACCCCCACUAAAACCUUCUCCAUCACUGCCAAGUCAGCCCCAACUUCCCUCACCCAAGACGACCUCAAGAAGCUCGCCGCCGAUAAGGCCGUCGCCUAUGUUCAAUCUGGGAUGAUCCUCGGCCUCGGCACUGGCUCCACUGCCGCCUUUGUUGUCGCCAAGCUCGGCCAACUCCUCUCCACCGGCCAACUCUCCGACAUUAUCGGAAUCCCCACUUCGAAACGCACCGAAGAGCAAGCCAAAUCCCUGGGAAUCCCUCUCUCGGUCCUCGAUGACCACCCGAAAAUUGACCUCGCUAUUGACGGCGCCGACGAGGUUGAUCCUGACCUUAAUCUCGUUAAGGGACGUGGAGGGGCCCUGUUGAGGGAGAAGAUGGUGGAGGCUGCGUCGGAGAAGUUUGUGGUGGUGGCAGAUGAGACGAAAUUGGUUUCUGGGUUAGGUGGGAGUGGGUUGGCAAUGCCAGUGGAGGUUGUGCAAUUCUGCUGGAAGUACAAUUUGGAGAGGCUGAGAGAUUUGUUCAAGGAGGAAGGAUGUGAGGCAAAGUUGAGAUUGGUUCAAGGAGGAGGAGGGGAGGAGCCGUAUGUUACUGAUAAUAACAACUACAUUGUUGAUUUGUACUUCAAGAACCCCAUCAAAGACGGGAAUGCGGCGGGGAGGGAGAUUUCCAAAUUUGAAGGGGUGGUGGAACAUGGAUUGUUCUUGGAUAUGGCAAAUGCGGUGAUCAUUGCCGGGUCGAAUGGAGUGGAAGUGAUGACCAAAUGAGGGGCAAUGUUUUCUUUUUGUGCCUUGUUUUUGAGGUGGUGGUUGUUUAUUAUUUAUUUAAUGAUUAUUUUAGCAUUGCAACUUGAAUAGGAAUACUACUUUGAAAUAAUUGAAAACAUAGAUUUGACAUAGAUGUUUAGCAUUUGUUUGUGUCAAUGUAUUGAAAAUUUGAAAUUAUUCUUUGGCUAUGAAGAAAAAUUAGCAAAAUAUCCCCGUCACUAAUGCAUCGUCA
Molecule: messenger RNA, 1203 nt
Organism: Tripterygium wilfordii
Lineage: Eukaryota; Viridiplantae; Streptophyta; Magnoliopsida; Celastrales; Celastraceae
Product: probable ribose-5-phosphate isomerase 3, chloroplastic
Exons: 1
Coding region: 96-971 (291 amino acids)
Biological process (GO): pentose-phosphate shunt, non-oxidative branch
Molecular function (GO): ribose-5-phosphate isomerase activity
Source: RefSeq, a predicted model, not a curated record